This is a messenger RNA of Aaosphaeria arxii CBS 175.79, 2131 nucleotides long. Its product is annotated as M6 metalloprotease. The coding region runs from base 1 to 2043 and encodes 680 amino acids. Gene Ontology annotation, biological process: proteolysis. Gene Ontology annotation, molecular function: peptidase activity. NCBI's taxonomy places the organism in Eukaryota, Fungi, Ascomycota, Dothideomycetes, Pleosporales. The transcript is spliced from 2 exons. The record is from RefSeq and is a predicted model, not a curated record.
AUGGUUCGCAGCCAGGCACCCCAUGCCGCCUCAAUGGCUGGCGCUGCCGGUGUGAUCAACACUGCCUUCGCCGUCCCCAUGGUCAACCGAGCCACCUCGGGCGAUCCUUUUGCCAUUCUCGACAAGCAAGAAUGGGUCAACCCAGACAACAUGACCUGGUCCGACUGGAAGACACCCCCAAACACGAAUUGGGCCGAUCCCAAGCGCAAGGGUUCUAAGCGCAACUUCAACAUCGCCAUGGUUGCUGUUGACUACCCUGACCAGCCGUUCGUUUUGACCCUCCCAGCCAAGUCUGACAUCUUUGGCAACCCCCAACCUCUCGCUUCAGGACUGAAGCGCGAGGACGUACCGAACUGGUACCGUGAUUUUCUGAACAAGCCUUCAGAGAUUAACAAGGGCCAUACUCUGCACGAAUAUUGGAUGAGUGACUCUGCGGGUCAGUAUGGAGUUGACUUGACCGUUUUUGGAGCGUACCGUUUGCCUAGCAACUCCUACCAGUAUGGAAUUGACGAUGAGGAGGGCGGUUUCAAUCCGGGUGCUUGUCCUGAACCAGGUCCUUGCUCCGUGGAUCUCCGCACUGAUGCGCUGGGAGCGUGGCGCGCAGACGUGGGCAACGCAACUGCGGACCAGUUUGAGCUUGCGUUCAUUCUAUCUGCUGGCCAAGACGAGUCAUCUACAUGGCAGGAGUUUGGAGAGAUGAAGUUUGCGGGUCCAGAGGAUGUUCCCGAGGAGUUUGGUCCUCCUGGAAACAGCACCUUGCCUAAUUGGGCCAAGACCCGAUAUGUGAAUUGGACUUCAUGGGCGGCCGCCUCCACCAUCUGGCCCAACGCAGGCGGAGGUUCAUCCACCCAGGGCGAAAGCUCUGGCCUGGCCACCUUCGCUCACGAGCUUUCUCACUUGCUCGGCAUUGGUGACAACUACAACAAUCCGUACGGUGUACCUGCCCGCAGAGCCUACACUGGCCCCUGGUCCAUGCUUUCUCGUGGUAGCUUCAACGGACCUGGAGGACCUCACACCCGUUGGCAAAUCCCUCCAACCGCAGGUGGAUCCAUGGGGUCUCUCCACACCGUUAGAGAUAAGCACCAGAUCGGAUUGCUUCCUACGAGCAAUAUUCUACAGAUCGACCGUGCCGCACUCGCAGAUUCUGGUCUGGUGGUUGCCGAGAUCACCGCUCGUGCAGUAGAUCCUGGAGUGAACGGAAUAAUUGGCUUCAAUGUAUCCCUCCCGAAAGAUCUGUCUCCUGCCUGUGACACCAAGACCGAUCCGCUCUGCGACGGCGGUAACUACAACGCCUACAAUGUUGAAGUCAUCGACCGCAUGGGAGCCGAUUCUUUCUGCCCCGAUUCCGGCGUCAUGAUCAGCAAGAGCAAGAACAGCGACCGCCAGCAGCCCUUCCAAUGGACUAUUGAUGCCAACCCUCAGGACAUCAACGUCAUUGAUUUCUACCUUCCCAACGGAAAGCCGAAGUAUCUCACCAUUGGCGACUACCGCCAGCUUGCGGACGCUCUGUUCCACGCUGGCACACGUUCCGGCAGCAAGUUCGAGUUCGAAGACGAGGCCAACCGUCUGCACUUCUACAUCGUCGACAUCAACCGCAAUGACAAGGGCGAGCUCAGCUACACCAUCGGCGUCCGCUCCCUCGACGGCAACGGCAUCAGCAAGCGCGGCCUCAAGCUCGACAAGCCCGUCCUCGCGACCGAGGGCUACUCCACCAGCCCAGCAUCCGGCGUCCUCUACACCGUGGAACUCAAGAACAAGGGUAACUACAAGAAGAACAAGGACGCCAAGGCCCAGCAUGGCCAGGACCUCGAGAAGUACCUCGAGUACGACGUCUUCCGCGCCAAGGUCGAGAUCGACGGAAAGGGAUGGAAGGCCGAGGUUCCCAAUGCGCUGUCCACCGCGAAGAACGGCGAGAAGACCAGCGUGAAGAUUGCGGUCGCUGCGGGCGAGGGCGCGAGCAAGGAGGCGACUGUCAAGCUGACCGUUUCGUCUGAGUCUGAUCCUAGCAAGGUCGACACUAAGACUUGGAAGGUCAAGUUGUGAAUGAAGCAUGUGAGGAAUGAUGAUGAUAAUGAAUAGUAUAGCGGAUGGAUAGUACUAAAGUAAUACAAUAUAUGUAUCUUACUACACU